AUGUUAAGGCCGUUUUUGCGCUCCAGCCUCGGCAAUGCCACUCGUUUUCUAGGAACUGAAGCCUCGGCUAUAUCCGAAGAAGAUGCGGGAGCGCCACGAAAUUUGAAGAGAAUAGGACGUGCCUUGGAAACAUAUCUGCGCCAUUCACGAGAAAAUGCUUCGAUGAUGGCUCGAGAGCGAGCGGAUUUUGAUCUUGGAAAGCGACAUCUAGCCAACAUGAUGGGGAUCGAUCCGCACACGAUAAACCAAAACGACAUUGACAAGGCAAUUGAGUAUCUUUUCCCAUCUUCGUUAUUUGACAAGAAAGCGAGGCCAGUGAUGCGUCCUCCAGAUGAGAUCCUUCCAAGAUUUAACCGAUUCACUUUUGAUGAUGAGGGUCGCCCAAGUGAUUCUCGAUUUUACACUCUCCGCCCGAAAUUCUACGCCCUGCUUUCGGAAAUUGGCCUUAAAACAUACAAUGUUUCUCGUCUACAUGCUGAACAUGUAAAGCUCAAUCGCAAGGAUGACGUAAAUGAUCAAACUGUUUCGUUGACCGGCACGACUUGGAUUAACGAAGAGAAAAUGAAAAAGAAACUCGGAGAAAAUAUCACCACUGAAAUGUACGCUCAUCUUUUCCUGGCUUUUGAUUACCUUGUUUCAUUACCCGGAUCCGUUGUCGAAUCGGAAUUCAUUUCUCAGUUUCGCGAACCUCUCACUUCUGCUACGGCAUCACGCAUUUUUGGACCAGAAAUUCCAAAAGUGGAAAUUUGUAGCAAAACCAAUCGUCGCACAGCUACCGCCAGUGUUCGAGUGAAAUCAACGAACGCCACUGUGACUGUGUCUGAUGCUGGAACAGGCCAAUGGGAUAUUGAUGGUUUAACUAUGCACAAUUUCCGCUCAUUACUUGCCAGAGAGGUGCUCUUGUGUCCUCUAAUUGUUGCCAACCUGAUUGGACAAGUCGAUGUUAAAGCUACAACAGUAGGAGCUGGUGGAGCAACAGCGGUUCCACGUGCGGUUCGACACGGCACUGCAUUAGGUCUAGCUGCUCUUUUCCCAGAUGUGGAAGAAAAAUUGAGAUUGGCUGGGCUAAUCAGUUGGGACCCUCGAGAUAAGGAGCGCAAUAAAGUGAACCAACCCGGCGCUCGUGCUAAAUGGAUUUGGAAACGACGU
Molecule: messenger RNA, 1149 nt
Organism: Mesorhabditis belari
Lineage: Eukaryota; Metazoa; Nematoda; Chromadorea; Rhabditida; Rhabditidae
Source: the annotation of a GenBank genome assembly